Messenger RNA from Pipistrellus kuhlii (Kuhl's pipistrelle), 3696 nucleotides. It is a transcript of the gene CDC73, whose product is annotated as cell division cycle 73. Gene Ontology annotation, cellular component: Cdc73/Paf1 complex. Gene Ontology annotation, biological process: transcription elongation by RNA polymerase II; positive regulation of transcription elongation by RNA polymerase II. Gene Ontology annotation, molecular function: RNA polymerase II complex binding. The transcript has 17 exons. The coding region runs from base 114 to 1709 and encodes 531 amino acids. Lineage: Eukaryota; Metazoa; Chordata; Mammalia; Chiroptera; Vespertilionidae. The record is from RefSeq and is a predicted model, not a curated record.
GCGGGGCGGCGGGCGGCCGGGGCGGCGGCGGGCGCGGCCCGAGGCGGGCGCGGCGGCGAGGGCGGCGGCGGCGGCGGCGGCGCGCGGGGCCGGCGGCGGCGGCGGCGGCGAAGAUGGCGGACGUGCUGAGCGUCCUGCGCCAGUACAACAUCCAGAAGAAGGAGAUCGUGGUGAAGGGGGACGAGGUCAUCUUCGGCGAGUUCUCCUGGCCCAAGAACGUCAAGACCAACUACGUGGUGUGGGGGACCGGGAAGGAGGGCCAGCCCAGAGAGUACUACACGUUGGAUUCCAUCUUGUUUCUUCUCAACAAUGUGCAUCUCUCCCACCCUGUCUACGUCCGGCGGGCAGCCACUGAAAACAUUCCUGUGGUUAGAAGACCCGACCGAAAAGAUCUGCUUGGCUAUCUCAACGGGGAGGCAUCAACGUCGGCAAGCAUAGACCGAAGCGCCCCUCUAGAAAUAGGUCUUCAGCGGUCUACUCAAGUCAAACGAGCUGCAGAUGAAGUUUUAGCAGAAGCAAAGAAACCACGGAUUGAGGAUGAAGAGUGUGUGCGCCUUGACAAGGAGCGGCUGGCUGCUCGCCUGGAGGGGCACAAAGAGGGCAUCGUGCAGACGGAGCAGAUCAGGUCUCUGUCGGAAGCUAUGUCGGUGGAAAAAAUUGCGGCAAUCAAAGCCAAAAUUAUGGCGAAGAAAAGGUCUACCAUUAAGACGGACUUAGACGAUGACAUAACGGCGCUGAAACAGCGGAGCUUUGUGGACGCCGAGGUGGACGUGACCCGGGACAUCGUCAGCAGAGAGCGCGUGUGGAGGACGCGGACGACGAUCCUCCAGAGCACGGGGAAGAACUUCUCCAAGAAUAUCUUCGCCAUCCUUCAGUCUGUGAAAGCCAGAGAAGAAGGGCGUGCCCCCGAGCAGCGACCAGCCCCCAACGCGGCGCCUGUGGAUCCCACAUUGCGAACCAAACAGCCCAUCCCAGCUGCCUACAACAGAUAUGACCAGGAGAGAUUCAAAGGGAAAGAAGAGACGGAAGGCUUCAAGAUCGACACGAUGGGCACGUACCACGGGAUGACGCUGAAGUCCGUGACGGAGGGUGCGUCGGCCCGCAAGACUCAGACGCCUGCAGCACAGCCGGUUCCGAGACCAGUUUCUCAGGCAAGACCUCCUCCUAAUCAGAAGAAAGGUUCUCGCACACCCAUCAUCAUCAUCCCCGCCGCUACCACCUCUUUAAUAACCAUGCUCAACGCCAAGGACCUGCUGCAGGAUCUCAAGUUCGUCCCGUCGGACGAGAAGAAGAAGCAGGGCUGCCAGCGGGAGAACGAGACGCUGAUCCAGCGGAGGAAAGACCAGAUGCAGCCGGGCGGCACGGCGCUCAGCGUCACGGUGCCCUACAGGGUGGUGGACCAGCCCCUGAAACUCAUGCCUCAGGACUGGGACCGGGUCGUGGCCGUUUUCGUGCAGGGUCCUGCGUGGCAGUUCAAAGGGUGGCCAUGGCUUUUGCCUGAUGGAUCACCAGUUGACAUAUUUGCCAAAAUCAAAGCCUUCCAUCUCAAGUACGAUGAAGUCCGCCUGGACCCCAACGUGCAGAAGUGGGACGUCACGGUGCUGGAGCUGAGCUACCACAAGCGCCACCUGGACCGGCCGGUGUUCCUGCGCUUCUGGGAGACGCUGGACAGGUACAUGGUAAAGCAUAAAUCCCACUUGAGGUUCUGAAUUGCCUGGUCUCCCGGCUGGAAUCUGGGUGACGGAGCAUGGCUAGACCUUCAUGUACAGACUGAGUGUCCAUGAGUCCAUCCAGCACUCACAGGGACGAAGGUCACGGCGAGCACACGAUCUCCUCCGACGCUGUUGUCUGCAAAGGGAUCAUGGAUGCCUGCCAUUCACAGAAGCAAACUUUUUGGCCUACAACUAUUUUUUUAAUAUUAGCCUUCUAGUCUGUAAUGGAAAUUGUAUAUUUUGAUAGACAUUUUUUCUCCAUUGGUUUAACUAGCAUUACUUAAAACGUGUUUCUUUAGAAAACGCAGGUUCUUCAUGUGUGUAUAUGUAGAGAUGACGAGGCCCCAGGAGCCAUCUUGCUUCUGAUUUUUCAUUGCUCUAUAAUUCCUCUUACUGAGAAUACUGUGUUACGAAUGGUAUUAAAUAUUAGUUUCUGGAACUUGCAAAAACCAAGCAAAGGGAUGUGACUAUUUUGAAUGGGUCAGAAUGGCAGCCUGUAUGUAGACCACAUCUAUACGUAGUCUUUAUUUAAAAAGGAAUAAUGAAAAAUCAAGAACACUUCUUCAGCUUUGGUUGGACUACUUUAGCCUUUUCGAGACUUCUUAUAUUGAAUACGUGGAAUGAAUGUAUGUUCUCCUCGCUGACUUUGCUGGUUUUAAAACUUAGGAGGAUAUGUUUCUAUCUGGGAUGCCUUCCCACUAGAAAAGUCUCAGAACCAGUUGAGACCCCAUUAGGCCACAGGACUUUCUAGCUGGGAGCCAUAGUGUGACCUGGGGGAGGAAGUGCUUCCGCCUACUGCAGCGUCAUUUCCGCUUCCUCCCUGAGCGGGCGUGGGGCUCCGAGUCUUCUGUUUCCGGGCACCUUGGCCUCGGCGUCCUUCUCUGCCAUUUCCCCUCACUGCCGAUCAGUUCUCCGGCACCAAAGAACACGUUUGCUUAAGAAGUGUCUGAACAGAAACACUGGUAUUUUUAUGUGCGUAUUCAAUAGCGUAUGAGAUAUAAAACCUCUAUUUUAACUUAGUGAAAUAUUUUACUACUUCUCUACUUCAGACCGAGUGUUGCAUCCGUGGUUCAAUGAAUGAGCUUUUCCCUCGAGUCUUUACUUCCCCUCUUUUGCCUCUUAGAGUAACGUGGACCCUUUAUUCCCCUGGCGAGUUUUUUCCAUUAGAAUCGUUGCUGGUCAUUUAUAUCAUCCCUUCACCCCUCCUGCCAUCUCCCCCCCUCCCCCGGCAUCUCUCUCGGGUUGACAUAUUUUUUGUGUGAACAUUUAACUCCUCCUCAUGUUCAGAUGCCCUCACCUGGCCUCAUUUUGAAAUUGAACGCUGUCAUAAAAACGAGAAAGCACUUAUUACUCUUUAACCAUACAAGUCCAUACCAACGGGGAACGGGCAAAUUACUUACCCACGUGGAAUUCUCUAGGCUUUUCAGGAGAAAAGCGUCCGCGCUGAGAGUGACUGGGUCUUAGGGCGCUGAUGAAGUUUGAACAGAUUCCCCUCCCCCUUGCUUUUUCUCCUCCGCAUCUUCCCUUCUUGUUAAUAAAAGGAAACUUUCCAUUUGUUCGCAUCAGGCCCUCUCCGCAUAGAAGUCUCCCUGCAGACUGAGUUAUGUAUCCAUUAGCUCCCUCCCUGGUGAAAUGGCCCCGGUCUGGACUCUGUGAUAUUUUAAGCUUACCUGUUGAGACUACUACAAGUGGACGCGAACUACCUUUCUAUAAAGAUUUUUAGUAUUUGUACUUCUGUGUGAACUUUACUGAUCCAGAGUGUGGUUACCUUCGGGAACAUCUCCUUUCCACAGGACUUAUUUUUCUAUCUUGCAUCUGCCUUACACGUAUUGGAAGGCUUCUGGAAAUACCGGACGGAGCGGUACCUGCGCUGCCGUGUGUCUUAAAAUCAGACGCUGAGCAUGUCAUUGUUUCCUUUGUCUUUUUCUCUUUUCCAGUCCCUUGUUUAGGUCCAUACAAUCAAUCUGUAGCCAUUGAUUCUAAA